CUUGAAGACUCUCUUCCAGGCCAACACCACACCAUGUAUAGACCGUAUCUGCACCAUAACAAGACCAAAGAUGGCCAACGGAAGGUCUCUCCUCCCGGGCCAUCAUACAUGUCCGACAAUCAGGUUGCAAAUUAUCUGAAGGACCUCCGCACAAAUAGACCAACCCGCCCAGGUGGAUCGAGGCCACUCCCUACGACGCCAGCUGAGUCGAAUCCUCGAGAGGACCUCCCGCCAAGGGCAGCAUCAGCGAUGUCUUCAUACUCACAUUCGAGGAUGCCGUCAACCACUACAGCGGGCGAUAGGGAGCUGCCCCGCGCUACUAGUUCUUUAUCUAACCAUCGUCCUGUAUCUUCUCGAGGAUCCAUAGGCAGUCCGGCUGGACGACCGCUGGUCCAAGAACCCCGAAUGGUACCCGUUCGGAAGAAUGUCUCGCCAACGAGGGUUUUCUCUCGUCCUAGCCCUCCAUCUCCAAACACAGCAUAUCGCGAGAGUUACCGGCGUCGAUUUGAAAGGGAGGAAGCUCAAUCCCUCCGUAAUGCACUGCAAGAGAUGGAUAUCCAAGAUGACAUUCGCCUCCAUCAAGCUGCCCAAGAUGAGGCUACGGAACUGGUUUGGAUGCACCAAAACCCUGGAUUGCCCUUCAAGAAUCCAUACGCUCCUUAUCGUAAUCCCGAUAUGGAAAGGUCCAGUCAAGGAUCAGAUAGGAGUAGCGUUUUAAUUGGUCAUACUCCCGCUUCCAGAAGUCCACAGGGGGACAGUUAUCGUCCCAGGUCAGACUACUACACGGACUCACCCAGCAAACGUGCUGAGGAACAGCAACCUGCUUCGGACGAACCAAAUUCCAGCCCCAGAAAGAAUGGCACACUCCGAAAGAAUCUCAAAGUUGACUUUUCCUUGCCUCAAAACGGGAGUCCGUCAAAACGAACAAGCAGUGGCUACGGACUGGGCCUCGGGAGUAUCAGCAAUGGACCGUCAAAAGGUGUUUUUCGAAACCCCAACGACCACAUAUAUGAAGAGCCUGGGGAGUCUCAGCAUAUGGACGAUGAACGUCCUGAUUUCUCAAGAUCCGAUUCGUCAGCCUUAAAAGUCAAACCACGUAAUGCCGUGCCUCGAGGCUCGAGACCUCUCUCUGGCCGAUUUGGCAGCCUUUCAUUCGUCGAUAAACUGUCUCGUUUUGAACUACAUAAGCAUCCCCCAACGCAGUCAAGAAAUCCUGAGUAUAAGGCCAACGAUCCCCUUCCCCAGGCAAAUCCGAAUGAUGAACAAGCCAUCCCGAAAAAAGAUGGAAUUGAGAUUCGAAGUGACGAAAUUCGAGCAGCGACAAGUAAGAAGCUCAAAGACCGAAGUACAAGGCUACCCAUGCCAACUGCUCCCACCGAAGCCCAGUCCCCAGGCAAAGGUAUCGACGUCGGAACGCGCGAAUCCGCUUCACCAACACCACCCCCUGCACCUGCUGCUCCCACAAUUGAGAUAUCUGAAGCGCCUUCUAUCCCAGUGAUUAACCUACCAGAUGACAAGCCACCUACUCUUUCUGAGAUGGCCGGGUCGUCACAGGAUCGUAAGAAAGAUGAAAGCUCUCUCCCGACCUCACCCAGCAGCAGCAAACGCUCAAAUCCAUUCCAGAGGAAAUCUCCAUCAUCGGCUCUGCAGAACCGUUGGCUAUCAACUUACAGUCGGGCUGGUGUCCCAACGGCGACGUGUGAAUCAUGCGCUCUUCCGAUUUCUGGAAAAAUUGUCACUGCUGCCGGAUCGCGUUUUCAUCCAGAAUGUUUCAUGUGCCAUCAUUGUCAGACACCGCUUGAAUGUGUGGCCUUCUACCAAGAACCCGAUGCGAAACGUCAGGAACGACUGGCAGCCGUUUCGGAAGCCGACGAGGAGGCCCGCUUGCUGAGGUUCUAUUGUCAUCUUGACUUUCAUGAAAUGUUCAGCCCGAGAUGCAAGAGCUGCAAGACCCCUAUUGAAGGAGAAGUGGUUGUAGCAUGUGGUGCUGAGUGGCAUGUCGGCCACUUCUUUUGUGCCGAAUGCGGUGAUAAAAGGAUGGUUUUGCAUGGUGUCUUCAAUGCCAUUCCCGGCGCACUUCUCCUCGAUGCUCGGGGUGCAAAAAACCAGUACUUGAUGAUGUUGUCAUCUCAGCUGUCGGAGGUCAGUGGCAUGAUGAGUGCUUUGUCUGUCACGAAUGUAGUGCCGGGUUUGGGCCGGACGGCCGAUAUUUUGUCCGAGAAGGCGAACCGAAAAGAACAGCAAAAGGCCGCAUCAUCGGAGGCCCAGUCCAGUUACCUGUAUGCGAAAGAUGCGAGAGCAUACGACUUAAGGCAUCACCUCGGAUUCGAUAACGACUGCACGAGAAACGCCGAGAAGACACGGUUUAUCAUUUAG
Molecule: messenger RNA, 2376 nt
Organism: Aspergillus nomiae NRRL 13137
Lineage: Eukaryota; Fungi; Ascomycota; Eurotiomycetes; Eurotiales; Aspergillaceae
Product: LIM domain protein
Exons: 4
Coding region: 34-2376 (780 amino acids)
Source: RefSeq, a predicted model, not a curated record